UCGCAGUGUUUGCUCAGCAAUUGUUGACUCAUAAGUAAAAUGCGUAAAAGCUCAGAAUCUGAAACGCCAGGACAGGAAAUUCUGGACAAAGAAUCAGAUGAAAUCGUUAAUGGUAAACAUUUGGAUCUCGACGAUGUGUUGGUCAAUGAAUUGGGACAAUUCGGGUGCUUCCAAAUGAGGAAUAUUCUGCUGGUCACAAUACCCAUUAUGAUGUCCGCAUUCAUGAGUGAAUACAUAUUUUCUGCGGCCGCAAUACCACACAGAUGUCGAAUCCCAGAAUGCAAUGAACAAGAUAAAUCACAGAAGUAUGAUCCCAAAUGGAUAUUGAACGUGCUGCCGCAGACCAGCUCGGGAUUUUCAAGUUGUGAAAGAUAUGUUCUAUUGAAUCUCGAUACCAAAGGAUCUCUCGAAUCUUGUCCGGCCAGUUUGUUUAAUCAAACGAAAACCAUAGAUUGCGACGGGUACGUGUACUCGAAAGACAAUUCCGUGGUCUACGAUUUUGAUCUCGGAUGUCAGGAUUGGCUGAGGGCUUUAGCUGGGACUCUGAACAGCGUGGGCAUUUUGUUGGCGAUGCCGAUCACUGGCUAUAUCUCGGAUCGCUUCGGACGUAGAUUUGCUCUCGUCGUCAAUGUCUUUAAUUUAAGUCUUAUUGGGUUAAUUCGGGCUUUCUCCGUCAACUACACGAUGUAUAUGGCGCUUCAAAUCGUACAAACUACGCUCGGCGCCGGCACGUUCAGUUCUGCUUAUAUUUUUGCUGCUGAACUCGUCGGUCCGAAGUACCGUGUGGUUACAAGUGCGACUCUAUCCUCGAUCUUCGCAACAGGGCAAGUGGUACUGGGCGCAGUAGCCUGGCUGGUUCAACCUUGGCGUUACAUGAUAAUGACUCUCCAUAUCCCUGGAUUCUUGGUGAUAUGUUACUAUGCUAUUCUACCAGAGAGUGUUCGUUGGUUACUGUCGAAACGAAAAUACGCUGAAGCGACAAAAGUGUUGAAAACAGUGGCUAGGCUGAAUAAGACGCAAAUAAGUGAUAAGUCUUUGGAAGCACUCAUAAAUAGUUCAAAGGAUUCUAAGCCUCUUCUGAAGGAAGGGAAUGGAAACCUAAUGACAAAGAUCAUACGCUCUCCGGUGUUGCUCAGACGCGUGUGCACCACGCCCGUCUGGUGGAUCACAACUGUAUUUGUAUACUACGGACUGUCGAUUGACUCAACGAGUCUCUCCGACACAAUAUAUUUGAAUUACAUUUUGACUUGUGCCAUUGAAAUUCCUGGUUUCUUCACCGCAGUCCUAGUCCUCGAUAGAGUUGGCAGAAGAGCCACUCUAUCGUCCGGGUUUUUAUUUAGUGCUUUGUGUAACAUUGUCUUUGUCUUCAUUCCCAAUGAGUUAUCAGUUCUCCGACUUGUAAUUUACCUGUUAGGAAAAUUCGGCAUUUCAAUGGUGAUGACGUCAUUAUACUUGUAUACGUCAGAACUAUAUCCGACUGAGUUUCGUCACAGCCUUCUCGCUUUUUCCUCCAUGAUCGGUCGUAUCGGAUCUAUUACGGCACCUCUUACUCCAGUACUUAUGGAAUACUGGCACGGUAUACCGUCUUUGAUGUUUGGAGGAAUGGGGAUACUCUCAGGCAUUCUAGUGCUCACACAGCCUGAAACAUUAGGCACUAAGAUGCCAGACACCCUGGCUGAGGCAGAAGUGCUUGGAAAAUCAGACUGCUCUCAAAGGACCGGUUAAUUUCAAUAAGAUCAUCUGGAUCUACGAAAUUUCUUUAAGCAUUAUUCUUACACUGAGUAUUGUGAACUAACACCUACUUUAUAUGAAGUCGACGUGUACUUUGCUAACAGUGUAUUUGUUUAGCUCGAAUAUAUUGUAUGCGUAUAAAAUAUUAUAUAUUAAGUUUUGAUGUAUUCAGACAUUUUUAAGUACGAUAUAUUAGUUAUUGUAAAACCCUGUGUUACAUAAUAUUCACAUUUUCCAUUUCACUUACGUUGAUUAUCGAGGAAUGCGAUAUAUUUCGGCACGAAAGAUUUCGUCCAUCUAUUUGGAGCACUGGCGAAAAACACGCCUCAAUAAUUUCCAAUGGAAAAGAGUGUCAUCAACAAAUUUAGCCAUUUAGUUUAAGGCUAAACAAGUUAAAGACUAAUAACAAAGAGGGGGCGAGCAUGCUUUCUUGAGAAUCUCGACACAACUUUAACUUGUUGUCUUUCAUUGUUCAGAUAGUUCAAGUAGCUCACUGAUGUAAUUGUUAUUUAUUUAUGUUUUAAAUCGGGUUUCUUUUAUCGAAAGCUUUGCAAGGUCAAGCGAUAUCGUUAAUAUUUUUUUCUUCACCGGCAUAAAUAUCGUAAAUGAUACCGGAACAUGUCUAAGUGAUAAUAGUAAAA
Messenger RNA from Vanessa atalanta (red admiral), 2372 nucleotides. RefSeq names its product organic cation transporter protein-like. Gene Ontology annotation, biological process: transmembrane transport. Gene Ontology annotation, cellular component: membrane. The record is from RefSeq and is a predicted model, not a curated record. Bases 40 to 1725 code for a protein of 561 amino acids. NCBI's taxonomy places the organism in Eukaryota, Metazoa, Arthropoda, Insecta, Lepidoptera, Nymphalidae. The transcript is spliced from 7 exons. Gene Ontology annotation, molecular function: transmembrane transporter activity.